UAUAUAUAUAUAUGGAUAGAUAAAGAGUAUAAAACAUGACCGUAUUUGACCGAUCAGACUAAGAAUAACAUAGUGUUUAUUUCUCUAACAUUCUAUUGGAUACCAUCAAGUACAUAAAAGCGAUUCUCUUCAAAGCAAAAGGCAUAAUACUCGAAUGGUUUACUUUCUAAAUGAGUCAUUUAACUAAUGGAAUAUAAAACCUGUAUAUCUACUAGAACAAAAAUUAUCACCAACACAAGUAUCACAAACAUUAACAAUGACAACAGAACAACAACAAGAAGAUAAAACAAUUAAAAAUUCCGAUGAACCUCAACUAGUUACUAAUAAAGAAGAUGAUACACUUUUUGAAUAUUCAAAAGUUAGUGAAGUUGAAACUGUUUCAAAAGACAAAUUACCAAAUUCAUUAUCACAAAUUUCAGUUAAUACUCAACCAUUAAAUGAUUAUGAUAAAUCGCAAGAGGCAACAAAUUCAACAGACCACACACCAACAAGUGAUACAAAAUCCAAAACAAAUGUUCCUCCACUAAAAAAGAUCAUACGAUCAUCCAUUACAGAAACUGAAGAAGUUAAAGAGAAGUCUGUCAAAUCUUACUUUGAUACUGUUUCAUCAGCUGGUUAUCCUACAUCACCACCGGACUUUUCUGAUUAUGUUAAGACACGUGUAACAAAUAAAUACCCAAGUUAUUCAUCUUCUUGCAGUUCAUAUCAAUAUCAUCAUCAUGUAGAAAAUUUACCUAAAAAAUCGGAUGAAAAUAUCAAUGGUCAUAGUAAUUUGACAUCACAUAAAGUUUUAUCUACGGUUACUAAAUUAGCACCAGAGAGUAAUGUGCCUCAAACAAAUAAUUAUGAAAGUAUAUCAAGACCACAAAUCAGUGUUCCUAUUAAAAUACGACGUAUGCCACAAGAUGUUAGGGUAAUUCACACAUCAAAUACACCUACCUUAAAUAGAUUAGACGAAUUUAAACGGAGCUGUGAACGAGCAACAAGACAAUGGGAACAAGUGAUCAAUAAUAAAAAUGGUAAUAAAUUGACAGAAGAAAUAAUGGUUCGCAGAAUAGCUGAAUUGGAAUCCUGUGUAAAAGAGGCUGAAAAUUUAUUAAAAUUAUUUGUAGCAGAAGUCCGUGAUGUACGUGCAACAGCUGAUUAUUGGUCAAAGAAAACAACAAAUUUAGAAAAAUCUUAUCAUAAUUUACAUGGAAAAGUUAAAGAUUAUCGUUUUAAUGCAAAACAAAGUGAAAAUGAAUAUUUGAAAGCUAUGGAAGAACGUGAUUACUUUUUACAAAGUCUACGAGAAUCAGAAACAAGAGAACAAAACUUAUCAAAUUUACUUCAACGUGUUGAAGAUGAAUAUAAUACAUUAUCAAGAGAUAUAAGAAUUUUAGAGCGAGCUCAUGCCAAAAAAGAUCGUCAAUUACAAAAUUUAUUAUUAGAAAAAAAUGAACUUUCUAGAAAAAUUAUACAUUUAGAAUCAACUUUGCAUAAAUUAAAAAAUCGAGCAGAAUACACAUAUCGGCAAAAACACUCAUUUCAUAAAGAUGAACCCAUAAGUCGACUUCAUACCCAACUUGGUGAUGAAUCUGAAUAUGUACUAAGUGACUUCGGUUCAUUAGAUAGAAACCAAAAGAUAUACACAAUGACUGCAUCAAUAGAUGAAAGACAGAACAAAAACACUCUAAUUGGUAUUAAUCAAAAUUUAGAUGAUUCUGAUACGUAUAUACCACAAAAAUCGGAUUCAUUCAAAGUCUGUGGAUCAGUAGAAUUAUUAGAUGGUAAAAAACAAAGCUAUUUGUCCAACAAAAACAUGUCAGACUCUUUAAUAACUACAAAAAUAAGUGAAAAUAAUAUCAAUACACAGGAUCAUAAAGAUUCACUUGAUGAUCAAAAUAUUGAUUUGUCACCAACAACAAUUGGCAAUGAUGAACAGAUUCAUCAUCAAUCAGAACAUUUAAUACAGCAUCGAUCAGUUGAAAAAAGUAUGGAUGAUUUAUCGGAUACUUUAGUAGAUUUAAAUAAUUUAACUAGGCAAGAUGAUAUGGAUAUUGAGAUACAACCAAGAGAUUCAACAAAUAAUUACCAUAGAAAAUGGAGUAUUGCAUCCGAUUAUCAAUAUUCUCCUAAUCAACAUAUUAAGUCAUUAAAAAAAGAUGCUUUAUCAACUGAAGAUGAAUCAUUAAAACAUAGAUCUCAAGUACAAGUUGUUGUUGGGCGAUCACCAUCAACUGAAAAAAAACGAAGAACAGUUCAUACCAGUCAUUCACAUAAAAAGUAUUCAUAUAAGAAAAUUUUUGAUCAGCCUGUAUUGCCAUCUGUAUUCAGUACUAACAGCCUUCGAUUUAAUAGACAUCGUCCAGCGUCAGUCUCUGGUUAUCUGGAUGAAUGCGCACUAAACAGGUCGUACGAUUUAUACCCUGUACCAUCAUCAGCUAGACCAAGUACCAGUUUUGGACAUUUACAUAAUUCUAAACGUUUAAAAUCACUGGAAAGAGAUUAUUAUACAUCUUGUCAAAAUUUAAGUACAAAACCUUACUCCACUGUAAAACUGAAUCGUCAAGUAAAUCGACAACCUCUCAUUAUUCACUCACAUUCAGAUCGUCGUUUAAGAGAUAUACAACAUGCGAAUUAUUUACGUCAUGGCAAUCGCAUGGAUAACGAAUAUGAACGAAUUUACUUUCCCCAGUCAUAUUCAUCACAUCAUUUAAAAAUUCCAGAAAAGACAUGUUUGGAAAGUAGUUUAGAUCAUAUCAAUCUUGAAGUGGAUCGUUUACGAGAUUGUAUUAAAUUAUUAAAUCCAUAAACAAAGUAUUGUGAUAGUUUAAAAUAAAAAAUUUUUUAAAAAAAAGAACAUAAAUAAUCAAUUUUCUUUUUAUAUUGCAAUGCAUAAAUAUAUUCGAAUAUUUUAGCUUACAUAAUUGAACAGAGUAAAUGUUGUCAAAGAAAUAUAGACUUAUUUUAAAUAUGAAUUGAUCAAAUUAACAAGCGGGAAUUUCAAAUUAUGGAUUAAAUACAUUUUUACAUAUAAACAUUUUUGUUUGCAAGAAAAUAUACUACUGACUAAAAAUAUUCAAAUACACAUAUCAUUUUUUUAAAAAAAUACAAAAGAAGUAUUUCCAUAAUUUUGUAAUCAGCAACUUAAUUGAUAAAUGUAAUUUUUUUCUAAAGUCAUUAUUUCUUUUUUUAAUUGAAUAUUAGUUAUUGAGCAUCAUUAUUGUUGUUUUAUUUUGUCUGUUUCGAUUUUUGUUUUCUCAUUUGAAAUAAACAAUGAUGAAUAGAAUUGAUUUUUAAAGUGUAUUUUUUGCUUCUCAUUUUAUUGUCAUUAAACAAUUUGAGUACUUAUGUAUUAAUGUUCAUAAUGUCUAAUACUUAACGAAUGUGUUGUGAGUGUUUUGGUCAUUAAGUAAACAUGUUUCUUAGUUGCCUA
Messenger RNA from Schistosoma intercalatum, 3418 nucleotides. The record is from the annotation of a GenBank genome assembly. Lineage: Eukaryota; Metazoa; Platyhelminthes; Trematoda; Strigeidida; Schistosomatidae.